Messenger RNA from Centrocercus urophasianus (Greater sage-grouse), 1876 nucleotides. RefSeq names its product NIPA like domain containing 4 (gene NIPAL4). Gene Ontology annotation, biological process: magnesium ion transport. Bases 374 to 1570 code for a protein of 398 amino acids. Gene Ontology annotation, cellular component: membrane. The transcript has 7 exons. Lineage: Eukaryota; Metazoa; Chordata; Aves; Galliformes; Phasianidae. The record is from RefSeq and is a predicted model, not a curated record. Gene Ontology annotation, molecular function: magnesium ion transmembrane transporter activity.
UGAUUCGAAGGCCGGAAAAGCGAUUAGGGAACGCGCCUCUGUGCAACAAGUACACGACUGAGGAAAUCCCUGCUCGCACUCGAAAUCUCCAUUGAGAUACAUCAACCUUCCUUGUGCUACAACUCAUUCCUCAGCCCCACGAUUUGCCCUUUGCAUCUGCACACAGCCGUAACGCUAAGCAGGGAACAACAGACACCAAAGCUCACAUUUGAGGGGACGCCUUCUGAACCCCUUCCUUGCUACACCACAGGGAGCAGCCCCAACCCCCAGGGCAGCGCGAGGCGCGCAGCGCAGCGACGGAGGAGGAGCCGCCCGGGCAGGUGUGCCUGCAGCCAGCACCGAGCCACUGAGAGCACCACGGAGGACUGAGGGGAUGAUGAUGGAGCCGCUGGAGACCAACGGCAGCUGCAGCAACGGGUCUCUGCUCUUCAUUUCAUGCCUUUCCCAUCGAGUUGUGUGCCAGGUGGUCAGAGGUGCUGAUCUGGCUGACCCUGGCCAUGACAAUGGGACUGGGGACACCUCCUGGGUAACACGGCUGGAAAGUAACUAUGGAUUCUACAUUGGUCUGGGCUUGGCUGUCUUCUCCAGUUUCCUCAUUGGCAGCAGCAUCAUCCUCAAGAAGAAGGGGCUGCUCCGGCUGGUGGAGAAGGGAGGCACCAGGGCAGGAGAUGGAGGCCAUGGCUACCUGAAGGACUGGCUCUGGUGGGCUGGCUUGAUAACGAUGGGUGGAGGAGAAGCUGCCAACUUUGCGGCCUAUGCCUUUGCUCCUGCGACCAUUGUCACACCUCUGGGGGCCCUCAGCGUGCUCAUAAGUGCCAUUCUGUCUUCGUAUUUGCUGGGAGAGCGGCUCAACCUGCUGGGAAAGCUGGGCUGCAUGCUGAGCCUCGUGGGCAGCACAGUGAUGGUGAUACAUGCACCAGAGGAAGAGGAGGUCACCACUCUGGAUGAAAUGUUAUUUAAGCUGAAAGAACCAGGUUUUCUUGCUUAUGCUGCAGUCCUUCUGGCUGUCUGCUUCCUCCUCAUCUUGUACCUCGCACCUCGCUACGGGCGGAGCAACAUCCUCAUCUACCUCACCAUCUGCUCCAUUAUUGGGGCCUUCUCUGUGUCCUCAGUCAAGGGCCUGGGUAUUGCCAUCAAGGGCUUCUUUGCUGGCCAGCCCGUGCUGCAGCACCCACUGACGUGGAUCCUGGUCAUCACGCUGGUAGCAUCCAUCACUACACAAAUUAACUACCUCAAUAAGUCUCUAGACAUUUUUAACACCUCUUUGGUGUUUCCCAUCUACUACGUUCUGUUCACCACCAUCGUCAUCACAACUUCCAUCAUUCUCUUUAAAGAAUGGGUGGCCAUGACUGUAGUGGAUAUCAUUGGGACAGUUUGUGGCUUCCUAACCAUCAUUUUGGGAGUGUUUUUACUCCAUGCCUUCAAAGACAUGGACGUCAAUUUAGGGAAUCUGCCACAGGUCCUCCAGAAUGAACAGGAGGCACCGGUCACCCGAGAUGACAAGAACAUCCUGAUAGAAGUGGACAACUCCAGCAUUGCUCCGGAGGAUAAACCAAAAGCACUUGCAUGAACUCUAAAGUACAGAACAAUAUCUCAAACAAAGGCAAAAAAUGAGGACUGCUAUUCACAUUCUGCUUAUCCACAUUUAAUUAUUCUGCAAUUUUGGAUGAAGAAUAUUGGUAAAAUAUGGUGAAUUUUGGAAGAAGCAUCAGGACCCAAGCCAUAAAGUGUUUAUAUGGGAUUGUGGCAGAUAAAUCACUUUACACUUUUGUUUGUGAGGUACAGGAGUUUCCCAGCAGCACAAUGUUAAUUAGUUUUCUGCAACUUUUUUUUUUUUUUUCCCAUUAGAAACUGCAGUGCCCAAGCUGCAGUGUUG